UGCUCAGUUGUUCUUGGAUGGCAAGUGAGAAAGAAGCAUAUUCGUCAAAGUCUUCUGACUCCAAUUAUACAUUCCAAAACUGGAAGUACGAUGCGUUCUUGAGUUUCAGGGGCAAAGAUACUCGAAAAGGUUUUACGGAUCACUUGUAUUCUGCCCUACGUAAGAGUGGAUUUGGAGUUUUUAGAGACAAGGAAGGAUUCAAAAGGGGAGAAACUAUCUCAGAAAAACUCAAAGAAACAAUUGAACGAUCUCGCUUUGCAAUUGUUGUCGUGUCAAGAAAUUAUGCUUCCUCUUGGUGGUGUUUAGAUGAGCUUCAACAUAUUCUUGCUACAAGAAAUAAACCAAGUCAACAAGUUCUUCCCAUCUUUUAUCAAGUAAGUCCAUCGGAUGUAAGACAUCAAGGAGGAAGCUUUGGUGAAGCUUUUGAUGAGCUUCAAAAGAAGUUCCAAGAUGACAAGGAGAAGAUCAGAAAAUGGAGAGAUUCUCUUACCCAACUUGCUGAUUUAUCUGGUUGGGUUUCUGAGCAAUGGUACGAAUCACAACUUAUUGAAAGUGUGGUUGAACAGUUAUGGAACCACUUCCAUGUUAACUUGCCACAUACAAUCAACGAUGAUAAGCUAAUUGGUAUUGACUGGAGAAUUCGUGAAAUAGAAUUCUUUCUGUCAAAGAAGCUUGACGAAGUCAAGUUUGUAGGAAUAUGGGGUAUGGGCGGGGUUGGCAAGACAACUCUUGCAGGAGCUAUUUAUGAGAAGUUGCACGAUGAAUUUGAUUUUCAUUGUUUUCUCGCCAAUGUUAGGGAGGUUUCAGAAAGAUUUGGGUUAGCUUCUUUGCAAAGAAAACUAGUUUCACAUCUUAGAAAAGAAAACAAAGAAAUUGAAGACAUUUUCAUAGUAAAGAAUACAAUAAAAUACCAUUUUCGCAAUAAAAAGCUUUUGCUUAUCCUUGAUGAUGUAAGUUCUAUAGACCAAUUGGAGAGCCUUGCUGGAAGCAUGGAGUGGUUUGGUGCUGGGAGUAGAGUACUUAUAACAACCAGAGAUGUCCACUUACUUAGGUUACAUCAUGUGGAUUCAAUAUACGAGGUUACGCCAAUGAACAAGGAUGAAUCUCUUCAACUUUUUCACCUAAAAGCAUUUACAAGAGAUCAAGCCGAUGACCAGGACCUUCUGGAGAAGUCUAAAUUAGUCAUUAGCUAUGCAGAAGGCCUUCCUUUGGCUCUCUGUGUUUUGGGCUCCUUUUUUUGUGGAAGAAGUGCAGAUGAAUGGGAAAAGUCUCUGGAUAUGUUGAAGGAAGAUUCAAAUAAUCAAAUUUUUAAGAUACUCAAAAUAAGUUAUGAUGCAUUAAGCCCUAAAGAAAAAGCAAUAUUUCUUGAUAUUGCUUGUUUUUUUAAUAUAUGGGGAAAAGAUGAAGUAACAGAAAUAUUGGAAAGUUCCGGUCUUCCGGCAACAAUUGGUAUCCCUAAUCUUAUCAAAAAAUCUUUGCUUGAUGAAGUUGAGGUUGGCUAUAGCAAGUAUAUAAAGAUGCACAAUUUGAUUCAAGAUAUGGGUAGGAGUAUUGUUCGUGAAGAAUCUCCUGUACAUGUUGAAAGGCGCAGUAGAUUGUGGUCUACCGAGGACAUUGUGCAAGUACUAGAACGAGAUUCGGGGACCGAUGCAAUAGAAGGUAUAGUUUUGCCUUUUAGUUAUGACAACGGCAGAACAGAUUGGAAUCCUAACGCCUUUUCAAACAUGAGUCGGCUUCGAAUACUCAUCAUAUCAUCAAGUAUUAAUGUCUGCCUUCCCUUUGGUCUGAAAGACUUACCUUGCAAAUUAAAAGUUCUCGAUUGGCAUGAAUGUCCUCUACAAACUCUUCCGUUGGAUGAGGAAGUGCGUAAACUUGUACAUCUCAGAAUGAAAAAUAGCAAAAUAAAGCGACUUUGGCAUGGUGGCAAACAGAUGGAGAAUCUCAAGUUUUUGGACUUGAGCCAUUCCAAACAACUCACUGAAGCUCCACAAUUCUCAAGAUUUCAAAAACUAGAAAGAUUAGUUCUUGAAGGAUGUAAGGAACUUGUUCAAAUUGAUCCUUCUCUUGGCCAGCUCAAAAGUCUUGUUGAAGUCAAUCUUAAAGAUUGCAAAAAUCUUAAAAGCCUUCCAAGAGAAUUGGAAAUGGCAUCUCUGAGAGAAUUUGUUCUUUGUGGCUGCACUAAAGUUAAGAAACUUCCAAAUUUUGGAGAAUGCAUGAAAAAUCUCUUAGUACUUGAUGUUAAGGAGACAAAUAUAGCCGAACUUCCUGAGUCACUUGGAUCACUAACUAAUCUGGAAACUUUGGAUUUAAGAGGUUGCCAAAAUCUUGUUAGUCUACCCCAUAACAUCCAGAAAUUGAAGUGUCUGAAAGUUCUUGAUAUUUCUAAUUGCUCAAAUUUAUCAAAACUUCCAAAAAGCUUGAAUGGAAAUAAAGCCUUGGAAAAGCUUGAUGCAAGUGGAACAACUAUCACAGAAGUACCUUCUUCUAUUGGUUCCUUAGAAAAACUCAAGAUAUUGUCACUUCAUGGAUUGAAAAAGCCAACAUCCAAAUCAUGGAUCAAGAGGUAUUCAUUUCCUAAGGGCUUAAAAUUGCCUACAUCAAUCUUCAGCAUUAAAUCACUAGAAGAAUUGGAUCUAAGCCAGUGCAAUAUUCAUGAUGGAUUCCUUCCGAAUGAUCUCAAUGGCAUGUCAUCAUUAUGGAAAUUAGAUCUAAGUGGAAACAACUUCACGAAUCUACCUACUGGUUGCAUUUCUAAGCUCUUGAAUCUACGAUUUCUAUACUUGAAUUCCUGCCCAAGGCUUCAAUUGUUGCCUAAGCCUUCACCAGGUUUAGAUCUAAUGGACGCUAGAGGUUGUACUUCAUUGCCAACCUUGUCAGAAGAAAGAUUAUUACAUCUCUUUGCUUCAAUUGAUCAGGGUGGACAAUACGCGGAAUGGAAGCCACAUAGAUUGAAUGCUAACUCAUGGGCAUCACUAUCAAUUAAAACCUUCUCGGUGACUAUCCCAGGAAGUGAAAUACCGUUGUGGUUUCAGAGCCAAAAAUCUAUUUGCCAGGAUAAGGAAUAUGAAAGUUCAAUCAUUGUGGACGUCCCACCUUCUGAUUGGCUUGGAUUUGCACUGUGUACUGUGCUUGAAAAUGACAUGUUUUAUUCCACUACUGAAGCCGACCAAAAUGUAUUUUGUUGGCGUUAUUACUUUGUUAAAGCUUCCUAUGAUAAGUUCGUGUUCUUACAAGGAAGGGAUCGAAAACUGGAGAAGCCAAUAAAUUUUCCCCACCUUUGGAUCUUGUUUGGACAGAUUGGGAAGCAAACGUGCUCGAGUUUAUCAAUGGAUUACAGCCGAUUUCACUUGAAAUUUGAUGCUGAAAGGAAAGAUGGACUCAAUUAUGUUAGGUGUGGGUGGCGUGUCAUGAGCAAGAUGGAUUUUGAAAGCCUCCUCGUAGCAAUGGAAGUGCACGAAAAUCAAGAAAAUGCAUGGUGCCAUGAAGCACAAGAGCAAGGACAACGCAACUUCUCAGAUGGUGAUCAGAGCUAUCAAAUUCAAACCUUAGCCGACAAAGGUAAAAAACCUGAGGCUCCAGAGUCAUCUGCUCCUAUGUUAGAAGAUGAAGUCAGAUUAAAUGAUUCAUUGACUCCACAUAUUAUGGACAAUGCGAGUGAUCGUGACUUUGCUCCACUAGCCGUGGUCCAGUCAUUUGAGAUUACUCAGGUAAGCACACACUGCUGUGAAGCUGAGGAACAAGGACAACAGAGUCUGUCACCAAGUGAGAACUUAAAUGAUUCACAAACACAGUUCAUGGACGAUGCAAGCCUAGCCAUUGCAACGCCAACUAACGCCAUCGAUUCUCCUUCUCCGUCGAACAGCCUUCAACCCGGGCCAUCAUCUUAGUGUGCGACUACAACUCAGGAAGCAACAAUUUCCACUGAUGAUUCAAUUGAAGCUACGCACACAAGUUCAUAUUUCGGGUGAGAGAAAUCAUUCUGCUGGUGAUGAUAAACCUGUGGAUAAUUACAUUUCCGAGGCUUACCCACCAAAGUAUGAACGAACAAGUGCUCAGGAGAUACAUGAUGAACUUUCCAAAGUGUCUGACUUGAACGACGCCGAGUUUAUGGAAAUUUAUAAUAUGCUUAUUCAUGAUGAAAGAAAGUUUGAGGCAUUUAAGGCUCUUCGACUUCCUGAAUUAAGAAAAGCAUGGCUGUUGAUGCAAAUUAAUAAACUGUAAAUUUGUAAUCUUCGUAAACCUUUGCUACCAAAUCAUUAAUUGUGCUAGUUUACCAUUGUGUUAUAUAUUCUUGUUUCAAACAUGAAUUGUCGAUGGAACUGCAUCUGGAGAUAUGAUAAUUUUUUAAUAUAUUGAUGAUA
Prosopis cineraria is the source of this 4361-nucleotide messenger RNA. RefSeq names its product TMV resistance protein N-like. The transcript is spliced from 10 exons. Gene Ontology annotation, biological process: defense response; signal transduction. Gene Ontology annotation, molecular function: ADP binding; protein binding. NCBI's taxonomy places the organism in Eukaryota, Viridiplantae, Streptophyta, Magnoliopsida, Fabales, Fabaceae. The record is from RefSeq and is a predicted model, not a curated record. Bases 18 to 3887 code for a protein of 1289 amino acids.